AUGGCGGAAUUCGUACGCGCCCAGAUUUUCGGCACCACUUUCGAGAUUACCAGCAGGUACACCGACCUGCAGCCCGUGGGCAUGGGCGCUUUUGGUCUCGUCUGUUCAGCCAAGGACCAGCUUACUAGCCAGGCCGUGGCUAUCAAGAAGAUCAUGAAGCCCUUCAGCACCCCAGUCCUGUCAAAGCGGACAUACCGAGAGUUGAAGCUCCUGAAGCAUCUUCGACACGAGAAUAUUAUCAGCCUGAGCGACAUCUUCAUCUCUCCCCUCGAGGACAUCUACUUCGUCACCGAGCUCCUCGGAACCGAUCUGCACCGCCUGCUCACCUCCAGACCGCUGGAGAAGCAGUUCAUUCAAUACUUCCUCUACCAGAUUUUGCGUGGCCUGAAAUACGUCCACUCCGCUGGUGUUGUGCACCGCGACUUGAAGCCCAGCAACAUCCUCGUCAACGAGAACUGCGAUCUCAAGAUUUGCGACUUCGGUCUCGCCCGUAUACAGGAUCCCCAGAUGACGGGUUACGUAUCUACCCGAUACUACCGAGCCCCUGAGAUCAUGCUCACAUGGCAAAAGUACGAUGUUGAGGUUGAUAUCUGGAGUGCAGGAUGCAUUUUCGCCGAGAUGCUCGAGGGCAAGCCGCUCUUCCCUGGAAAGGACCACGUGAACCAGUUCUCCAUCAUUACCGAACUUCUCGGUACACCCCCCGAUGAUGUUAUCCAGACCAUCUGCAGUGAGAACACACUGCGAUUCGUCCAGUCACUUCCCAAGCGCGAGCGACAACCCUUGUCCAACAAGUUCAAGAACGCCGAGCCUCAGGCCGUCGAUCUCCUAGAGAACAUGCUGGUCUUCGACCCUAAGAAGCGUGUACGAGCGGAGCAGGCUCUCGCUCACCCAUACCUCGCCCCAUACCACGACCCCACUGAUGAGCCGAUUGCGGAGGAGAAGUUUGACUGGUCGUUCAACGAUGCAGACCUGCCCGUUGACACGUGGAAAAUUAUGAUGUACUCUGAGAUUCUGGACUACCACAAUGUUGAUGCGGCGGCACAGGAGCAAGAGAACAACGGCAGCUAA
Messenger RNA from Alternaria postmessia, 1068 nucleotides. It is a transcript of the gene HOG1, whose product is annotated as MAPK protein hog1. Bases 1 to 1068 code for a protein of 355 amino acids. Gene Ontology annotation, cellular component: cytoplasm; nucleus. The record is from RefSeq and is a predicted model, not a curated record. The transcript has 8 exons. Gene Ontology annotation, biological process: osmosensory signaling pathway; stress-activated MAPK cascade; cellular response to oxidative stress. Gene Ontology annotation, molecular function: MAP kinase activity; ATP binding. NCBI's taxonomy places the organism in Eukaryota, Fungi, Ascomycota, Dothideomycetes, Pleosporales, Pleosporaceae.